CUGCUGUGCUCACAGAAAACUUCCCCAUAAAGUAAACAGACGUUAUAAUUGAGACAAACGGAACAAGCGACAGGAGUUGUGUAAUCUUCACAGUCCUGCUGGGGAGCGAGGCUUCCUGUGACACAGCGAACAAUGCGGGGAAGAAAUGGCUGAUUUGUCUCUGCUGAAUUUUGCUCAGCUUGUGGGUCUGAGUUUCCCCUCUUGUGUUUCCUGUCAGAGCAGCAGAGAGCUCAGCACAGGAAGAAGCGUCUGUGCCCUCUGCAGUUCUCUGGGUCCUGGCCCCAGGCUUAACCUGCAGAGCUCCGUUCUGUCCCCAUCAGGGUGAUGGCACCUCAGGCCAAACCUAUCAUAGUGCCCUUCUGGCUCAUGUGUCUCUGCUCCAUUGCGUUGGCUGGGGUUCACCGCCUCUCCUAUCUCCAGCUCAUCUCCCCAGAGGGGGCCCCUGGGCUGCCCAGGCGGCUGAGUGUGGAGAGAAUGAAUGGCCUGGUGCUCUCAGCCUAUGACAGCAACACUGGUAGGAUGGCUCCCCGCAACGGCUACACCCCAGGGGACAAGAACAGUCACCAGCUCUGGACCGUGCGCAGUGCUCGGUGCCCAGUCUGGGACUCCUGGGUGGAGACCGAGUACCAGGCCCUGGUGCGUGAAGUGAACGCCAGCUCCCCAAAAACAGAGCCCUACUACAUGCAGGUCCUGAAGACCUGUGAGCUGGAUGAUGCCACUGGUGCUGUCCGAGCUGUCACCAGAUAUUCCCUCAAUGGGGACGACGUGCUGCUGUACCAAGCCGACCAGAAUCGCUGGUUCUCGAUGCAUCCAGCGGCCUGGCGAGUGGCAGAGCGCUGGAACAGCGAAGGGGAGACUUUUGGUGUGAUGAAACUGUUCACACCCCAGCGAUGCAGGCUCUGGAUUGAAAGCUCUGUGCCAUUCACUGCUCAGAAAACAGCCCAGCCCAUAGUGCAUGUGGCCCUUGUCCCAGGAACUCAGGACCAGCCGUGCCGCCUCAUCUGCCAUGUGACAGGGUUCUAUCCCCGUGACAUCGAGGUGGCCUGGGAGCGGGGAGGCCAGUUGGUCCAGGGGGAGCAGCUGACCAGUGGGAUCCAGCCAAAUGGAGACCCCACCUUCCAGAUCCAGGUGUCCAUUGAGCUGGGGCAGAAAGGGGUCGGCCCUACUGAGCAUGUGUGUGUGGUGAGACACAUCAGCCUGGGGGGUGAUCCCCUGAGGAUGACCUGGGAUUCCCAGACCAUGGGCCAAGCUCAUGUCCCAUUGAUCAUUGCUGGCUGCACCCUCACUGUGCUGGGCGCCGGGGCCCUGGGCUGGUACCUGAGCAGGAGGAAAGGGGGCAAUAAGGGGCCGUAUCACCAGGCGCAGACACAGCCAUGGACCAUCGACUCUGCUCCAGCCACCGCUAAGACAGCAGGAGGUGCCUUUUCCACGACAUUUUCUCUCCUGGAUGCCACCGAGUGACCAGAUGUGAAGCUGGCUGUGCCAGGGCUAUCAGCUGAGCCACAUGGACCAUCUCUGGCAAAGAGGAGCUGCUGGGGGGUCACGGAUAAGGCCAAUAUCCCUGAGGUUACAGAGUGGGAUGGGAUGUACCUCUGCUGAACCUCUGUCCUGUGCUGUUCCCCACUCCCCAAUCAUCCCUGUGCCCCAUAGAUGCCAGGCCCCCUAAAACCACCCCUAGUUUCCAUUCUUUGUCCUCAGCCAGGCGGCCUCUCAGUCAUUCUCCGUUUGUGAAUUUGUGGCACAUUUAGAUACAUGACUCAUCAGUACAAGUUUCACUUUCAGAAAGUUUUUUUAUUAGAUUCAUGUCAUAUAUAUAAACCUCCAACGAACUUACCUAGGUCCCUGAGGCUCUGUGUGCAUGUAACUUAGGGAUAAGUACGCUGUCCCUGGGAGGAAGGGAAGCUGAGGCAAGACUGAGUCUGCUGGACAGCUAAGAGGGAGAGAGGAGAGACACAGUUUAGGAUGAUGGGCUACUGUUGACUUGCAGGAGGGUAGCAGGCAGCCUUCUCAGAGGAGGGGGCAGAGUCAAAUGGUUGAGAAGUGAAAGAGCGGGAAGAAGAACAAGCCUGACCAAUAGGGAGUGAGAUGCCUUCCCCGGGAGCUUGGGGAGGGGGUCAGGGAAGCCAUUUUGGAGAGUCUGGGUGUGUGGGGAGUGGGCUGGUUCAAGGCCUGCAUGUAGGGUUUCCUCUGAGAACUGGCUUCUGGAGACCUGGGUCGAGAUUCCUCAGCUUGGUGCUUUCACUCUUCAAGUUACUCCCAGUUAGUAGAGCUUUGCUGGUAAAACUUCCCCCAGCCAGACUGAGUUAGCACCAGUUACCUAGGUGAGAUCUGUCACCACAUGGCAAGCUCUGCUCUGGCUGCUAGUCCAGGGCUCCCACCAGCUGUGAGUCUGUCUGAGCGCUAAGGUAGGACACUAAAGUUUGGAUUUUUAGUAUAGUUUUGUAACCUGCACCUUGAGCUUUGCACCCCUUUGAGGCCAGAGGAAAUCCUGGGAUCAGAAGCAGCCUGACUCCUGCACAAAGGGGACACCUUCCAGUAGUGAUCAUCAGCCCCCUGAGGAUCAUCAUCAUCUCUGAACCUGAGGAUCAUUUUCAGCAUUGUGAGUGCGCCAUGUUUUAGUUAGCUGGUCAGGGAAUUUGUUUAGGAGACUCCUUACUUCCUGAACUGUUGCCCUGAAGCCAGAGGGUCAGGGUUUGAGGAUUUUAUUACCUGCUGCCUAUUAAACAAUGGAGGGACUUAUCAUCUUAUACAGGUGUGAGUUUUUUGGGCUCUACUAAACCUAGUCAGCCAAUUUGCUAACUGCGGCACAGAAGAUACCACGGUCACAGGUCAUCAAGGGCCCCUACAAAGUAUACGGAGCAACGGGACACUAAUUUUACAUUUGCUGUAUCAGGUCACAUGACUGGGAAAAUUCAAGGGUAUUAUCAGUGUGGGCACUGGUGGUCCUGAAACUAGUGUUUUAUCCUGUUAUAUUAUGUUAUGUUCUAUCUCCUGUUUAAUAUAAUUACUAUAUUGGA
This is a messenger RNA of Gopherus evgoodei (Goodes thornscrub tortoise), 3017 nucleotides long. RefSeq names its product H-2 class II histocompatibility antigen, E-S beta chain-like. Lineage: Eukaryota; Metazoa; Chordata; Testudines; Testudinidae. The transcript has 6 exons. Bases 325 to 1461 code for a protein of 378 amino acids. The record is from RefSeq and is a predicted model, not a curated record. Gene Ontology annotation, biological process: immune response. Gene Ontology annotation, cellular component: external side of plasma membrane.